AUGUCGUCCACCAGCAACGCCUCCAUUGACAAGUUCAACGGAGACAAUUACGCAACGUGGAGCUGGUACAUGUGCGGUGUGUUUUUGACGAAGUCCGUCUGGCACGUCGUCAACCGUGAAGUGACUCCGACUUUCGCGGACCCGCGAGCGUCCGAUGACUACGUCAAAGCAAGCAACGUCGCGUUUGGUAUGAUGCUGCUGCACAUGAACGCGGACUACCAUCAUGUGCUGGACAACUGCGAGGAAGCCUGGGUUGCGUGGACAAGUCUGAAGACGCUGUACGGUGGGUCGCAGAAGGCAGGACGCAUCUACCUCAAGCGACAACUUUUCAGUAUCAAGAUGGCUGAAGGCGCGAACGUCAUGCAUCACUGCAACGAGGUCCUCAACAUCUCCGCCAAGCUUAGCGGCAUCGGUGCGAAGAUGGAAGACGAAGACGUUGCGAUCUGUCUGCUACUCAGUCUUCCGAAGAGCUACGAAAAUGUGGUGCUCAACAUGGAAAUGAGCAGCACCGAGCUUUGCACUCAAGAUGUGGUGAGAGUCCUGACGAAUGAGAAUGCCAAGCGUCAAGGAGAAAAAGGGACAACGACAGCGAAUACGACAAAGCAGAAGAACGAGAUCAAGGGCCCAAGACGCGGCGGCAAUGGUCGUCGACGCGGGUCAAACAAUGUCCAGUGGAGACAUCAUGAUGAAGGCAAUGGCUACGAUCGAGUGGCGUUUGCAGUCUCGUUCGAAUGUGGAGUUUCGACGAGCAAGGACGUGUCUGGAAUGUGGGCCGUCGACAGUGGUGCAACGCACCACAUUUGCCACGACAAGACCAAGUUCGCAAGUUUGGCAGAGCGCAAUGAGGGCGAACUCUUGGUGGCUGAUGGCAACAAGAUGGCCAUCAAGGGUGUGGGAACCAUCAUGGAAAAGGUGGUUCUGCCCAACGGUGAAGAGCGUGAGAUCGAAAUCAAGAACGCGCUAUAUGUUCCAAGUAUGAGCAAGAACCUGCUCUCGGUGCCACAGAUUAACAGCCAUGGCAAGUUUCAAGUCGUGUUUGACGGGUCCAAGAUGUAUGUAACUCUCAAGAACUCACAGCAAGUGGUGGCGACAGCGGAUCUCGUGGAUGGACUCUACUGGCUUCGGACGACUCAACGAUCAGCGAAUGUGACAACAAGUGGAACCAGUUGUGCCGAUCUACAUGCGAGAAUGGGUCAUGAUCCAGUCGAUGUACUUCGCAAGAUGAUCGCGACCAACAUGAUCAAGGAUGUGCGAGUCCCUCUCAACAACCGAGACAAGCGCAGCUACGAUACGUUUGAGCUACUUCAUCUGGACAUCUGCGGGCCCAUGGAAAAGGAUUCGCUCGGUGGCAGCAAAUAUUUGCUGCUGAUCAUCGACGAAGCCAGUGGAUGCAUGAAGUGCUUUUGUCUGCGAGUGAAGUCCGAGAGUGAAGACUACAUCCGGAAAUAUAUUACCAUGGUACAGACGCAAUUCUGUAAGAAGGUCAAGUUCGUGCGACACGACGGAGCUCGCGAGUUUGCAAACAACUCGCUUCAACUGUUCUACGAAGACGAAGGCAUUGAACAGCAGACAACGGUGCCGUAUGCACAUCAAACAAACGGAACAGCAGAGCGUGCCAUUAGGACUAUUGUCACGAUCGGCCGCAGCAUGCUUCAUCAUGCCAAACUGGACAAGUGUUUCUGGGCCGAAGCAGCGAUGACGGCCAUCUACGUCAAGAAUCGACUGCCGUCACCCAAAGUUGUGCACAAGAUCCCGUUUGAGAUCGUGUACAACUCCAAGCCAAGUGUCAAGCACAUGCGAGUAUUCGGCUGUCAGACAUUUAUACUGACUCCGAAGGAGAAGCGACUCAAGUGGGAUCCAAAGGCUCGCGCUGGCAUAUUCGUGGACUACGAAGAAGUUUCGAAGGCAUAUCGUGUUUAUGACAUCGAGGCGGGGCAGGUGGUUAUCAGCCGCGAUGUCAACUUCGACGAGUCCACCUUUGGACUUCAACUGCCGAUCACUGAUGAAGAUGUCGAUGACCUGGACUUCGAAUUGCUGGAUCUUGAUGACGAAGAGCUGCGUCAAAUGGAGUACAAGCAAACAGGCAAGCGCAAGAACCGACUCAAUGAUGAAGAUACAGCAGCUCCACGACCGCGUGCAGUGCGUCAACGACCAGGACUAGAAGAGUCAAGCGCGCCAGAAAACAACUCGCAACGCCAAGAAGAAGACGAAGAAACGAAGGAUUCUGGUGAUUCAACACCGCCUGUGUUUUGGCGUGCGAGUGCAAAUGCCGUUGAAGCAGCAGUGGACUUAUCAGAGCCCUCAACAUUUGAAGCAGCAGUAAGCGGCCCUGACCAAGUGCACUGGAGAAAAGCAAUUCAUGCAGAGCUCGAGUCAAUGCGACUUCGCGGUGUGUUUCGUGCAGCCAAGCUGCCCAACGGACAACGCGCCAUUGGCACAAAAUGGGUGUUCAAGAUCAAGCGCAAGGCGGAUGGGUCAAUCGAGAAGUACAAGGCACGACUUGUGGCCAAGGGUUUCCGCCAAAAGUAUGGCAUCGACUACACGGAGACUUUUUCGCCUGUGGUCAAGUAUGUGACGCUGCGAAUGGUGAUCGCAAUUUCCAAGCAUUUUGGAUGGCCCAUCGACCAGCUUGAUGUGGUGACAGCUCUCCUGUAUGGCGUCAUGAAGGAACAAGUGUUCUGCGCGAUUCCUGAAGGCGUCGAACUUGACAGUACGUUCGACUGCCUGGAAUUAAUGAAGUCAAUUUACGGCCUCAAGCAAGCGUCGCGAGUGUGGAACGAGACGUUCGACGAGUAUGUGUGCUCCAUCGGAUUUCAAGUAUCGGACUUCGACCCAUGUCUCUACAUCAAGACUUCGGACGGCCAUUGCGUGUUUAUACUGGUCUACGUGGAAGACGUCUUGGUGACUGGAAGCUCGCUCGAGCUGAUUGCACAAACCAAGAACGACCUGAAGACGCGGUUCGAGAUGACGGACAGCGGCAAGUGUGCGUUUGUUCUUGGGAUCGAGCUUUUGGACGAUGAAGAUGGCAGUGUGACACUAUGUCAGCGUCGGUAUGUCGAUGAUAUCCUCAAGCGCUUUGGCAUGGAUGAUUGCAAGGCAGUCGCAAGUCCAGUCGACAUGAGCUCUCGACUUGUUUCAAGUGAUGCAACUACCAAGGUCGAUGCUCCUUUUCGCGAAGCUGUUGGUGCGUUGAUGCACCUGACCACUGCAACGCGUCCGGACAUUGCGUUUUCUGUGGGCUAUGUGUCGCGGUUCAUAGAAAAUCCCCAAGAAGAACACUGGGUUGCAGUUAAGCGUAUCUUUCGCUACCUACAAGGCACCAAGACGCAUGGAAUUUGCUACAAGCCAAGUGCAAGGAUCGACUUCCGUGGAUAUUCGGAUGCGGAUUGGGCUGGUGAUCUUACCGACCGCAAGUCAACAUCGGGGUACACGUUCGUCUACUUUGUGAGAUCGUGA
Molecule: messenger RNA, 3456 nt
Organism: Peronospora matthiolae
Lineage: Eukaryota; Oomycota; Peronosporomycetes; Peronosporales; Peronosporaceae
Source: the annotation of a GenBank genome assembly